Molecule: messenger RNA, 2655 nt
Organism: Ornithorhynchus anatinus (platypus)
Lineage: Eukaryota; Metazoa; Chordata; Mammalia; Monotremata; Ornithorhynchidae
Gene: DELE1
Product: DAP3 binding cell death enhancer 1
Exons: 11
Coding region: 44-1303 (419 amino acids)
Molecular function (GO): protein binding
Source: RefSeq, a predicted model, not a curated record
CCCGCGCUACUGCGGCUGCGCGGUGCCCUGAACGCGGCCCACCAUGUGGCGCCUCCCCGGGCUCCUGGGCCGAGCCUUCCCGCGUCUUCCCGAGCCCGGCUUUAGAGAGGUGACCACCCGCCUGCCCAGCCAAGAUGAGCCCGCUUCCGUUUCCAGCCCGAGGCCCGGCCCGGCUCGUCGGGAGCCGCGCCGCCCCCCAGCUCGGGGCUGGACGUGCCGGUGGUUGUCCAGUCGUCACCUGCCACCCACGGCGUGGGAUGCCCUCUCCUGGGGAGCCCUGGCGGUGCUGGCGCUGCAGCUGGCCAGGCAGGUCCACUUCCGGGCCCGCUCGCUCCGGUCCGGGGGCACUGAGCCGGAGGCCCGGGGGGCCCCCCCGUCUUGUGCCCGCUCCCCGGCCCGCCGGCUGCCGCAGGAUUUCGCGCUGAGGAGAAACGUGCCGCCCGAGGCCCGGGCGCUGCACCCGCCCCCAACCGGUGCCCGGGACCCCGGGGCGGACCCACCCCCGGACCCUCCGGACGGCGGCCGCUCUCGGACCGCCGAGCCCCGGCGGCCACGGGGAGAAGAGCCCAGCGAUGGUUUCUUCCUGGACGUCGACGCCGCCGCGGGUCUCGGGGCAGGGGCGGACCAGGACCGGGCACCGGACGCGGGGCGGCAGGAGAAGGCGGGGCCCGAGGGCUCCGUGGAAGAAGCCGCCCUGUCUCUACAGAAGCUCUACCAGCUCAGCGUUGCCUUGGUGCUCAACGUCCUGGGGACGGAGAGCAUGAGGCAGGGCCGCUGCGGGUCCGCCUUCUCCUGCUUCCUCCAGGCCGCGGCCCGCGGAUACGCCAAGGCGCAGUACAACGCCGGGCUGUGCCUGGAGCUGGGGCGGGGCACCCGCCGGGAUCUGUCUCAGGCCCUCCUCUACUAUGAGCGCGCUGCCAGCCGGGGGCACCUCCUGGCCCAGUACCGCUACGCCCGCUGCCUGCUGCGGGAACCGGCCGCGGAGGCCGGCCACCGGGGAGCCUCGUCCGCGCUGGAACGCCUGGCCGAAGGAGGCCUGACGGAGGCCCAAGCUUUCUUAGGGGUGUGGCUGAUCCGGGGGCCGCACCGCGACGAGAGGAGAGCCGUCCACUUCUUCCGCCUGGCAGCUGCCAACGGGGACCCCCAGAGCCAGUACCACCUGGGUGUGUGUCACGAGCUGGGCCUCGGGGUCCAGCGGGACGUGGGUACGGCGGCGCGCUGUUACCGGCGGGCGGCCGCUCAGGGCAACCCACGGGCCCGGGAGAGACUGAGCCUCCUCCUUCCUUCCCCCCCGGCCCGGUAAGGCAGCAAUAGCAACAGCCGCCUGCUUCCUCCCUCCCGUCGUCAGAGUCCCUCCUCCCGGUCCUGGGGGGGGGGGGGUCCGGCCGGGGUCUCUCCUCCCUGCCUCCUCCUCCUCCGUCCCUCCCUGGCAAGAAGAGAGCCCGCCUGCCGCCCCUGAGCCCCCUCCCCUGUCUCCGGCCUGCCGAACUCUCCGCUCCGGGCCCCGGGGGUCCUCCGGGGAGGCGGUGGGUUCCUGGGGGCUGCAGCGUGUCUCUCCCUUCCAGGCACGGGCCUCCGUGGACGAGAUGCUUUUUCCAGCCCUCCCUCCGCCUGCCGGACCCAGGCCAGCCCCCGGCCCCUUCCUUCCUGCCCAGCUCCCCCACUCCUGGGAGCACCGGCAGCCUGGGGCUCCCCGCAGGGCGGAGACUCCACCGGGGCCGCGGCCGGAACACCCCGGCAUCUGGCCAUCAGAUCCACGAGGGGCUCUUGGCGCGCCUGGGGUUUGGGUAGGCCGGGGCGGCCCGGACUCGGGGAUCCGGACGAGGCAAUCCCUCCCCUGUGGGGGCUUACGGCUCCUCCCGCCCCCGGGGCCCCGUGGACCUCCCCUGGCCGUGGGGUGGGUCGCGCCGGGGGCGGGAGGGUCCGGCCAGCAGGGCUCCGGGAAAUACCCGGCGACGGUCCCCGAAGGUGGCCGGCGGUGGUCGCCGGAGCCGGUCCCUGGCAACGGAUUCCGGCGACGGCGCCCCAGCAGCACGCCUGCGCUGACGGUCCCUGGCGACCCUCUCCGAUGACGGUCCCCCCGCCGACGGUCUCCGGCUGCGGUCCCCUGGGCGGUCGUCUCCGGCGAUGGUCCACCCCGCGGCGACGGUCUCCUGCGGGGGUCCUCGGCGGUGAUCCCCUGUGAUGGUCCCGCCCCAGCGGCGGUCUCCGGUGAUGGUCCCCGGGGACGGUGCCUUGGCAAUAGCCCCCCAGCGACGGCCCUCCAGUGGUCCUGUGUGUACAGGCACUGGCCUGUUUCCCAGCCCCGGGCCCUGCCGUCAUCGGCGGCACCUCGGGCUCAGUGUCACCCGGAGUGGGACCCGGCUUCCUCGGCCCCGAGGCGUCCCACCGUGGGACUCCCAGGGACCCCAAGCGCGGCCCCUUAGCCCUGAAAGGGCCCCGGCUGGCCCUCGGUGUGUGCCCCGGGGAAGGCCGCCUCCUCCUGGGGGGCCUUCCCUGAUUGACGCCCCUCCCAGCCCCACCUCAGUCAUGCCUUCCUCUCGGGAACCGUAGCCUGGCGUGUAUGUAUGCUUUGUUGAUCGGUUUUCUCAUCGUGAAUGUACUUCCCUACCGUUGUUUUGUCAGUUUCUGUUACACAGACUUUCAUUUUUUUAA